This is a messenger RNA of Guillardia theta CCMP2712, 771 nucleotides long. RefSeq lists its product as hypothetical. Gene Ontology annotation, cellular component: cytoplasm. The transcript is spliced from 13 exons. The record is from RefSeq and is a predicted model, not a curated record. Gene Ontology annotation, biological process: microtubule cytoskeleton organization. Lineage: Eukaryota; Cryptophyceae; Pyrenomonadales; Geminigeraceae. The coding region runs from base 1 to 771 and encodes 256 amino acids.
AUGGCCGUGAUGGCAUGCACGAACGCGAUGGCCUCGUGCGGCAGCUGCUGUCGCGAUGCCGCCGGGCUGACCGUGCGACCAUUAAAGCUCCGAGGAGGAGGGAAGAGAGAUCUCCACAAGUGGCUCGAAGAGGUCAAGGUGAAGAACGAUUUUCCAGAAUUCGCAGUAAGGAAGAAUGAGAUGCCCACGGGAAACGCCUUAGAAAACGCUAUCCAAUAUAAUCUUAUGAAGGCCGCAAGUGUAAUGGAGAAGCAGGUGUGUGAGAUCAACGUGAUAGAUCUCAGUAUGGUGGAUGAGAAGAUUAAGCAUCUCGACGACCUGGACUCCGACGAAAUUGAACAAUUGCGAGAGAAGCGUGUUCGAAGAUUGAAGAAGAUACAAUACCUGCAGAACAAGUGGCGGGCAAUGGGGACGGGCGAUUAUGUACAGGUCUCAGAACGUGACUUGUUCAGCAUGUUCAGACACCACAAGAGGCAUCUUUCGCAGUUGGCUGUGGAGCAUGUAGAAACUAUGUUUGUCAAGGUCGAUGUGGAAAAAGCUCCUUUCCUUGUAGAGAAGUUGAAGGUGAAGGUGCUUCCAUGUAUGAAGUUGAUGAAAGACGAGCAAGUCUUCAAAACCUUGAUUGGUUUCGAAGAGUUUGGUAAUCGGGAUGAAUUCAAGACUCGGGAGCUAGCAAUAUGCCUUGCUCGAUACGAGAUGAUCAGGCACCCCGACAUGUCCCUCGACGAGUUUGAAGUUGGUGACGAGGAUGCUUUGCUAAGUUCUGAUUGA